This is a messenger RNA of Fundulus heteroclitus (mummichog), 888 nucleotides long. RefSeq names its product stonustoxin subunit beta-like. Gene Ontology annotation, molecular function: protein binding. The transcript is spliced from 2 exons. Lineage: Eukaryota; Metazoa; Chordata; Actinopteri; Cyprinodontiformes; Fundulidae. The record is from RefSeq and is a predicted model, not a curated record. Bases 42 to 626 code for a protein of 194 amino acids.
CCACCCCCUCUUUCAGGCUGGAACCUGCUGGAGUCCAGUGGAUGACACCAGGUCUUAGGAAAUAUUCUUGUCAACUCACAAUUGAUCCAGAAACUGUAAACCAAGAACUUCAACUCUCUGACAACAACAAGAAGGUGACAUACAUGGAGGAGGAGGAAGCAUUUCCUGAUCAUCCAGAGAGAUUUGACAGUCGCUGGCCUCAGCUGCUGUGUACAGAUGCUCUGAGCGGCCGCUGUUACUGGGAGGUUAAGUGGAGUGGGAUUGUUUAUAUAUCAGUGAGUUACAGACGAACUGAAAGGAAAGAAAACAAUGAAAAGUCUGUGUUUGGCUGGAAUGAUCAGUCAUGGAGUCUGGAAUGCUCUAAUCUUGGUUACGCUGUCUGGCACAAUGACGAAAAGACAUCCAUCACAUCCUCGUCCCCCAACUCUUUACUAUCCUUCAUGACUUCCUCCUUCUCUGUCACUUGGAAAGUAGCAGUGUAUGUAGACUGUGAUGCUGGCAUCCUGUCCUUCUACAAAGUGUUAUCUGGAAAACCAAUCCACCUUCACACCUUUAACACCACAUUCAAGGAACCUCUUUAUCCUGGAUUUACAGUCUGGCCUGGCUCCUCUGUGUGUCUUCUUUAAUAGCAAAGAAUCUUCUCCUGUCAGACAAACAGAUUGUUCAGUGUGUAAAUAUUUAUUAUAAUUAUUGUUCUGUUCAUGUCAAAUGAAGUUGUUUUGCUGCACUUGUAAUAAACUGUGAGACUAGAAAUGCAUCACGGAAAAAAUGAAGAAAGGGCAGGACCAGUACUGUGAACUGGGACACCCCUGCAUUCUGAAGUGUUCUUCAAGAGAAUAAUUUAAACAUAUGUAGGCCUAUAUGCUGUCUAGACUGGUCUUAACAGGA